AUGGGUGCACACUCGAACGCGACAAUCUGGCAGUCCAUUAGGGGCAACCCCAAGGUCUUGUUCAUCGCCUUGUUUGCCUCACUCGGUGGUUUUGAAUAUGGUUACCAGCAAGGUGUCUUGGGCCAGUCCCUGGUCAUGACGAGGUUCACCGAGAACUUCCCAAAUGUUGUCAAAUCUGCUGGAGCAACUGGCUGGCUUACUUCAAUCCUUCAACUUGGUGGUCUACUCGGAUCUCUUACGGCUGGCGUUCUCAGCGAGCUCAUCUCGAGAAAGUACACGAUGUUCGUCGCAUGCUGCUGGGUAGUGCUCGGAUCCUUCCUUUACGUCGGUGCUCAACCAGGCGCUUCAUCUCUGUUAUAUGCUGGCAGGUUCUUCACUGGAGUCGGCGUCGGAUUGUUCAGUGGCGUCGGUCCUCUGUAUAAUGCUGAACUCUCAGCUCCCCACAUGAGAGGACUGCUCGUCUCCUUUUAUCAAUUGGCAACCAUUCUCGGCAUCAUGCUUUCUUUCUGGGUCGGCUACGGCAGCAAUUACAUUGGCGGUACCGGCAGUGGCCAGUCGAAUCUCGCCUGGCGCCUUCCCUCGAUCAUCCAGGGUAUUCCUGCUGUCGCUCUUGCUUUUGGCAUCUGCUUCAUGCCAUUCUCACCUAGGUGGCUGGUCAAGAUGGGUCGCGACGAUGAAGCCAGAAGCACACUCGCAUGGCUGCGUAAACUCCCGACCGAUCACGAUGAACUCGAGGCCGAGUACCUCGAGAUCAAGGCAGAAGCACUGUUCGAGCGCAAGGCUUUUGCCCGCGACUUCCCCGAGCUUGCUGAGCAAGGUCAGAGCCGUCUCAAGCAGCAGUUUGCGCAGUAUCGCAUGUGCUUCCGAUCCAAGGAUAACUUCAAGCGCAUCUGUACCGCCUGGCUUGUUAUGUUCUUCCAACAGUGGUCGGGCAUCGAUGCAAUUAUUUACUACGCGAGUAACGUGUUUAUAUCCCUCGGUUUGACUGGAGGAACAAAUGCAUUGUUGGCCACCGGUGUCACUGGCGUUGUUUUCCUCAUCAGCACCAUCCCCGCCAUGUUGAUCAUCGAUCGAGUCGGUCGUAAACCAAUGCUGCUUGUGGGCUCUGCCGUCAUGGGUGUCUGCAUGAUAAUCGUCGGAAUAAUCGUCGCCAAGUUCAGUCAUGAUUGGCCCGGUCAUGUCGCCGCUGGCUGGACCGCUGUAGCACUUAUCUGGGUCUACAUAGCAUCAUUCGGAGCGACGUGGGGGCCUGUGAGUUGGACCCUUGUUUCCGAGAUCUUCCCGCUGUCCAUCAGAGCGAAGGGUGCUUCGAUCGGUGCUUCAUCGAAUUGGCUCAACAACUUUGCUAUUGCUUUCUUCGUUCCUCCAAUGCUCAAGUCCUGGAAAUGGGGUACAUACAUCUUCUUUAGCGUCUUCCUUGCUGGUGCCAUUGUGUGGGUAUGGUUCUGCCUUCCGGAAACAAAAAAUGCCACUCUGGAAGAGAUGGAUCGUGUCUUCAACAGCCAGGCUGGCGAGAGAGAUGCUGUGCUACUUAGAGAAGCUCAGCAGGAGGUCAACAUGCUUGCAAUCAAGGUGGAGAAGGGCGAGAAGGGUCAUAUGGAGGAAGUCCAAAUGGUCUAA
Molecule: messenger RNA, 1620 nt
Organism: Aureobasidium namibiae CBS 147.97
Lineage: Eukaryota; Fungi; Ascomycota; Dothideomycetes; Dothideales; Saccotheciaceae
Product: general substrate transporter
Exons: 5
Coding region: 1-1620 (539 amino acids)
Biological process (GO): carbohydrate transport; transmembrane transport
Cellular component (GO): membrane
Molecular function (GO): carbohydrate:proton symporter activity
Source: RefSeq, a predicted model, not a curated record